AUGGUGACGACAUCAAAGCCUCCAACAAUCACUGAGGCCAUUGAUCUAAGUGUGGCAUUGACUGAAGAAGUGAUUAGGUUGAACAAGUUCUCGAUCUCUGAUGGAAAGAAAAAGGAGACUCAUGUCGAGUCAUCUGGAGAGAACAAGCGGAAGUUCUCCAACUUCAAGAAGGGUACUCAAGGAAACGUCUCCGGUAACAAGAAAAGGGAUGCGAACCCACCAGCUGAGGUCAAGACUGGUGUUGCAAAUUCAGAGAACAAGGGGAAAGGAUACAUGGGCACCUUGCCUAAGUGUGAUGUGUGCCAGCUCCAUCAUACCGGCCCAUGUAGGUAUAGGAAGUGUGAAUCUUGUGGGAAGAAUGGUCAUUCGAAGGAGUCAUGCUGGGCCGGUACUGGUCAUGGAAAUGGUGGUCAGGGAGGAAAUAGUAUUGGGAACGGAAACCGUGGUGGAAACGGUUACGGAAACCGCAAUCAAGGAGGAAAUGGCGGUAAUGGUAAUCGUGGUGGUACUGGAAACCAAGCUGGAAAUGGAAACCGCAACAACAAUCAGGGUAGUACUGGAAACAAGCAAGGAUGCUUUAGUUGCGGAGAUAUUGGGCAUUUCAAGAGAGAUUUCCCAAAGAACAACCAAGCCCAAGGAAGAGUUUUCAACAUUGGGGCUAGGGAAGCUCGCCAAUAUCCGAACGUAGUUACGGGUGCCGGAAAAUCCUCCAAAGCUGCCUCCAAGUUCGGUAUGGCUGAUCUUGACACUGUCAAAUCCAAGAAGAAGAAGGCCAUUGCAAGCCCGAGCGUCUCCAUCCCCAAGGCACCCAUCAAAGGAAGGGGUGGCAAAAAGAGAAAGAGCUCUGAUGUUGAGGACCUACAAGGCCUGCCCCUGAUCUGCCACCAGUUCCUCGAAUACUUCAAUGAGAAAUUUGCUGAGAUUGAGGAUUACAUGGGGAGCGUCGAAGAGCUGGAUAAGAGGAUUGCUGACCUCCAACAAAUCUCAAUACUCAAGGAUCACAAGAUCGCUGAUCUUGAAAAGACCCUCCAAGCUGCCAGGACCGAAACAGCCAAACUCCUGAUUGACAUCGACUACGAGAAGCAUGAAAUCGUGGUAGGUGCAAAGGUCUCUGCUGCUAUCACAAUGUACAAGACAAGACUGUAG
Molecule: messenger RNA, 1146 nt
Organism: Helianthus annuus (common sunflower)
Lineage: Eukaryota; Viridiplantae; Streptophyta; Magnoliopsida; Asterales; Asteraceae
Product: protein no-on-transient A-like
Exons: 3
Coding region: 1-1146 (381 amino acids)
Molecular function (GO): zinc ion binding; nucleic acid binding
Source: RefSeq, a predicted model, not a curated record